UGCGUUUGCUACCCACCCAUUCUUUUCUCCCCGUUUGAAUAAUCAUUCUUUUUGUUGAUACUUUGCUACAAUAUCCCUUUUUAUCUGCUUUAGCGGUCACAAACAGCACACUGCCUCAACCCCCUCCUGUUUUGCCUUCUCUUUGUAUCAUAAAGUACUAGCUACAGCAUUCAUUUUUCUCUACCAACUAUUCGCUCUAUAGAGAGCAUUCGCAACAUGAACGAGACCGCGGCCACUGCCUCCGCACAGCCAGGUAUGGGGCGAUUUGCAUACGUGACGUUAGUAACUAGCGACGCAUAUGUCGAGGGCUCCCUUGUACUUCUACACUCUCUUCGGCAAACAAUGACUUCUCACAGCAUCAUCUGUCUGGCCACGCCGUACCAACUCAGCGAGCACUCCAUGGAGCGGCUGCGGCAUCAUUUUGACGGUGUCAUCGAGACAGACGUGCGGUUAUCCUCUGAUAGCCAGGGGCUAGAGCUUUUGGGUCGUCCGGAUCUGCAGAGCACUUUGACAAAGAUUCAGCUGUGGGAUCCGGCAUUGUUUGGUGCCUGGCAUGCAUUGUGUUAUUUGGACGCGGAUACGCUGGUGCGCCAGUCUAUUGAUGAUUUAUUUUCUCGGUAUUACGACUGGCGCGGGGACUUUCCGGGGUGGAGAGACGGGGGUCUUGUUGCCGCGUCGCCAGACACUGGGUGGCCUGAUUGUUUCAACUCGGGUGUGCUCUUGCUGGCACCCGGAUAUGGCUGCUACAGAGACCUUGUCAGCCGUGCGAGUAGUGCUUCGGCCAGCUUUGACGGCGCCGACCAAGGUCUUUUGAACGAGCAGUUUGCCGACUGGUCCACAUCGCAGCCCUACCGCCGCCUGCCCUUCCUCUAUAACGCCACGGCCAACGUGUACUACACAUACAAGCCGGCAUUGCAACGCUUUGGUAGCGACGUGCGUGUGGUCCACUUUAUCGGGGUAUCCAAGCCUUGGCACUGGGAGCGCACACCGGGCGGCCAGCUUAUAUCUGAUCCGUCGUCCUCUGAGCGCUGGAAGCAGCUCGUGAAUCUAUGGUGGAACAUCCACGACGAGUACGUAUCUGGUUGGAGCUAUUGGCGCGGCCCGUAUGACAAGGGUGUGGCAUUUGGUCGAGGCUACCACCACAUUACCCAGCCGCCUGUUUCUGCAGAGCAGUUGGUGACCAAGGCGCAGAGCGGUGGCAGAGACGAAGACAAUCAUUCUGGUCUCACGGCUAUUGCCUCGCCAGACCACAGGCAUGUGCUUCCGCAGGAGGUUUCAGACUGGGACAAGGACUGGUCAUGGGCUGCCAAACGUGUACACCCACUUGACUACACGUAUCUGACCUUGCAUGCGUCUGCCCCCCAAACUUCUGACUUGCAGAAGCAGUCUGACCAGCAGGAUCAACCCGACCAGAAGCAGCAGUUUAAUCAAAAGCAGAGGGACCAUGGUCACGGCAUCAGCAGCCUACAAGACCAAAGCCAAGACCAGAGCCAUGUUUACAAACUAGUCCAUGAUCACAGCCACAGCCAUAGCCACCCACAUGUCAUUAAGGCAAGGGAUGACCAGCAGUACUCUGAGCCGCCGAAGCCACCUGCGUGGAUACAGUCACAGCGGCCUUGGGAGGAUAUGGCACGCGAGGGCUGGCUCCACCACGAGGAAUUCAAGCCACAUUCGUAUGAUCAGGCGUACAUUGAACGUCACAUAGUUGAACAGCCGCAAAACUACGAGGACCACGACCACUACGACCACCACGACCAUCACGAGCAGCCGCAAUUUUACGAUCGCAAUCCUCACCACGAUUAUGUUCACUAUCAGCCGCCCCAACACGAGCCUCAGAAUCAGCCCCAACACCAGCAUCAGUAUCAGCUGCAACAGCAGCUGCAGCAUCAGCAGCUGCAGCAUCAGCAUCAGGACUGGUCCCAGCCUUGGCAGCACCAUCCUCACAAAUGCGCGCCCCAGAAAGACAAUCAGUGCAAUCAGCAGCAACAACCGCAGCAGCAUUGGCACCAGUAUCAUGAUAUGCAUAAUUGGAACCACAGCCCAUUGCACGGUCAGCAUGAACAGGAGCAGUGCUACAUGCCGAUGCCACAGCCCAAUAAUCGGCCUCUGCAUGAGGCAACCCAGGUCAUUCUGCAGCCACAUGCGCAUGUCAGCACCAAAGAACAUACCCACCAGCCGCCGCCUCGUGUGCAUCGGUCGUCCAGUGCGCGCAGUAACACAGGCAGCUCUCCGAUCUACUACCCACAGCCAAAAUCGCCUUUGAUUGUCAAUCCUGUCGCGCUGUGGGAAUCGGGCGAGGAGCAGGCCCGUCGCAGGGCUUGGGCACAACAAGUGAUGGCGCAGCCCAUCGAGCAACAGCAGUCUGACUUUGGAAAUUCAGUUGUCAGCAGCAGCAUCAGUGGCGGCGGCGGCGGCGGCGGCAUAUCAUGGCCCACUGCCCCCCCGACUUCCGACCUGCGUGUACCUCCAUCGUCAAUGGAUCACAUUGAUAGCAGUCAGCUGCCCCCAGAAAUUCCGUGGAAAAUAGGACAUGUUCGUCAACGACAGUCUAGUGAAGCCGCUGCUGCCACUGCCGCUGUCACUGCCACUGCUAACGCAAAUGCUAAUGCAGAUGUGUCGAUUCCGCCGCAAAUGAACAUGCAAUUCAAGGAGGGCAUUGCUGGCGACAAUAAUGCGCGCGAUGCCGCGGGGCAGCUACUGCAGCGGUGGAACGAGGCAGUCAUUGCUCGCAAUAUCCGGUCCCAGUUUAGUGACGUUAGUCCUGACCUCAUAUCCCACUCGCUGGCCAAAGUCGAGCGAGGUACCGACGCUAUCAGACUUGAGACCACGGUCUCCUGCGAGGCAGAGGACUCGAGGGGCGAGCGGACGGUAUACAGAUUCACGUUGAGUUCUACACUUGAUGUUGGCGGGCCCCAAGCCACGCCCUUGCUGACGCCAUUGGCUUCUAUGCCGCAAAGGCAUCCUACUCUCCAGAAUAUUGUUCCGGUGGCAGCUGCGCCGAAGACCCCGCAUAUGUACCCGCACAGCAUCAGUGGCUCUGAAAUUGUGUCAGCCCCGCACACAUAUUCGACGAAUGUCACGGAUAUGCACCAGCCGCAAAACUACCGAGAGCCCGCGAUAUCGCGGCGGUCGAGUUAUGUUCAGCUUCCGCCAAACUCUGUGCGAGCCCCACAUAUGGCACUUCGCGGCAGCUUGGAGGACCACGAUCAGUUUGCCGAAGCGGAUUCCCGGUACUGGAAGCUGCAGCGCCGGUUGAUUAAUUUGGAAUUGAGCCAGCGCCAACGUGAUGACAAUUUGCAAGAGGUUCUUGGAAUCGCGCCGGCCAACGACAGGCACAGCGGCCGCAGCGGAUGGCACAAGCAAGACGCAAGAAAAAAUGAUUUGACAUCACCUCCCACGCCAACUACCAAUGCGCAAGCGCUCGAGUUUGGCAACCAGCCUGUCCGCCGUUAUGUACGUCGCUCUUCGGCGUUUACCAUUGCGGAUCCGUCAAGCAUGCAGCAACAGGAGAAGGAACCCACUGUCACCGCUGAGAGUACUAAAAGCAACAAAUCACAUUCUUACUCGGUAACAAAUCACAGCGACCGCCUAGCUACAAUUGAGCCGAAUAAGUUAGCCGACACGUCUGCCAGUGGACUGAUAUCGCCAGGACUUCCCAAACGCAGCAGGUCACACUCUGCAUUGCGCCGAAUUGCCGUCGAGAAUAGCACGCAGGCAGUUAUCUUGCCCCAGGGUCCUGUCCUUUUGGGGGAUGCUGCGCCUGCUCGACCGAUGGUUAAUACGGCGCCGCCAUCGACAGGCAUUGUAUUUCCCAGUGUCGAGGGCGAGGACAAUGUCAAUGGAAGUGGUAAUGACGACAACAAUAGCAGUGGUGACACCCAAUUUGCUUCGGCCAUUGGUAGAGCACCCACUCCAUAUCCUCGGGACCGACUGAAGAGCCAAAGCGCUGACAGGAGCUCAGGUUUUGAGGAUAGCGCUGCAGGAAAGCGGCGCUCUGUUCCAAAGCCGCUACACAUUGAGUCUAGAGACAGCGGGUUUGAGCCCACACGGUUCGACAUGUCGCCAGCAUCUGCAGGUACGCCCAUGACGCCCGGCCGCCAAAAGCUCAAGCCGCAGAUUAAUUGGGGAGAUGAUGACAGCCACACUAUCCCUUCGGCCGAUGACAUGUCCCUCGAUGCGCAGUGGCUGCGAAUUAUCAGCGGAGCGCCACCGCUUAGAGCACCAAUUGCACCGGCCAAACCUACGGCGACAGCUGAAAACACGACUGACUCCAAUGUUGUUUUAGUCGCAGAACAAUUAUUUGAAGAUACGCCUGUGGUUGACCGCCCGGAAACACCCAUUGAAAUCAACCUGGAAGAAAUGGCCACUGCCACUAGAGAGAGCCUCAAAAACAUUGGCCGUGGCAGCCCACUUGAACAGACAGUAGCCACGUAUUGCAAAAAGCAGCCCGAACAGCCGGCACCAAGCACACGCGCACCACCACACGAGUUGCACUCGACCAAAAGCUUUCUCAGCCUGACAUCCAAAGUGUUUGACACGGUGAGCGACUCGGAGGCUGACCCGAGCGAGAUCGAGCUGCAGGAGCGGUUCUGGGCACGCGCGAUGAAGCAGCAAAAAUCUGGCGUCUCCACGCCUUAUACGCCAGGCCGUCGCAAGUCACAAGUUGGAGUGCCUAGCGCAAUUUCGCCGCAGGAUCUGGAAGAGUGGAUGCAAUGGCAAGGCAACCAUGGCCUGGACACUAGCAGACGAUCCGAGGAAAGGAAAGCCAGCGGACCAGGCGGUUAUGUCAAUCAGCAAAUUGGUGGCCUGGAUCUGAUAACUCCACCCACGUCCAAAGACCGCACGGGUUUAAGUAUUCCUGCUGCUGCUGCUGUAUUUGAUAAAAACGACAGCGCUUAUCAGUCCGGCAGUCUCGACAUGCAGCGCACGCGCGGUAGCUUUCCAGAUGACAUUGUGAACAAUGGGUCAGACGCAGACAGCAGCUGCGACAGUUGCCUUGCCGAUUGUGAAGACGAAUCUGAUGGCCGUGUUCAAGAGGAACAGGUCGCCCAAGUUUAAGCAUGUCACAGUCGCUGCUUCUGCUUCUGCUGGCCUACCUGUCUACUUUUAUUUUUAAAUAACAAUUUUACGAUAUUAAUUUUACUAGCAAAGAAUAGAUUGUGUUUAGAUUA
Kickxella alabastrina is the source of this 5171-nucleotide messenger RNA. RefSeq lists its product as uncharacterized. Lineage: Eukaryota; Fungi; Kickxellomycota; Kickxellomycetes; Kickxellales; Kickxellaceae. The transcript has 2 exons. Bases 217 to 5058 code for a protein of 1613 amino acids. The record is from RefSeq and is a predicted model, not a curated record. Gene Ontology annotation, cellular component: cytoplasm. Gene Ontology annotation, molecular function: glycosyltransferase activity.